CAAUAUAUUUAUAGUUGUCUUUGGCAAGCUCUUGGUCCUGCGCUGCGGCUCGUCGACGCUUCCAGACAGAAGCGUUUUCAGCUGGAGCUCCUACGCGAACCUCGCCCUUUUACACGGAAUCUGUUGCAUUUUGCAACAAGCAGUACUGCAUAAGGAAGGGAUUGUUGUAUGCAAGGCUCGGGAGCGCGCGGAGAGCCUUGAACGCGCGGCCGGAAAGUAUACCCGCCAGUCGCGCGCCAUGGGAGCGGUUCCUCUAACACCCGGGAGCAUGCCCGGGCAGCCAACUCUGUACCGUUCUCUUAGCAACACGAUGACAGCGACAUGUAGCACCAGCGGGCGAUGCGGUCUGGGCGUCGGGAGGCUCGCACCCCGGCAAUCCACACGUUCAGGUCGACGUCGUGUGGCCGCGUCUCCGUCACACGCGUUGCCGCUGCGCACAGGCGGUCAGCCCCUCGCGCUGAAUCUACAGGGCGCUAUCAACGCAGUCGCAGCGUCCCGAAGUACGGCCCUAUCUUCCGGCGCAGCCGGCUCCGCCCCUGCUGCUCCCGGUGCGCCCGCGUCGGGCUGCGUCGUUGUCCGGGGUCUUCCCAGCGGCACUCGCAGGGCCGCGGGCCUGAUCGCGCGCUCCGCCUCCGUCCGAACAACCAGCGUAUCUCCAGGCCGGGGCAGCGACAGCAGCGGCGGCAGCGUGGAGGAGGAGGGCAGCCACUCCGCCAGCGGCUCCGCCAACGGCUCCGCCAACGGCUCCGCCGCGCACUCGGAGGGCGGCAGCAACGGCAGUAACGGCAGCGCCGCGUCCGCGCGGGCCACGCUGUUCGCAGACCUGGAGGACGCCGUGCCCUAUGGCGGCCGCAACGGCAGCAGCAAGGGCGCGCCCGGCGCCGGACCUGCCGCGGUGUCCGCGCCCAACGGCGCCGCAGCCAGCGUCUCUGACGCGGCGGAGGCCCUUUCCAACGCCAGCUCCGACCACGAAGACCGGCUGGCGGCGCCGUCCGGCGCCGCCGCGGCUGUGGGUGCCGCGCACGUCAACGGCUCCGUCGCCGCGGCCCCUGUGCACACCUCCAACGGCACGGUGCGCUCCGCCACGACGGGCGGCAACCUGCCCCCACUGCACGACGAGGUGUGUGUGGUGGAGUUCGGCGCCGACGGCGACCCCACGCUCCGCUGCAUGCCGGUCGCCGACGUGCCCACCGUCGCCGCGGUCAUGCACAAGUCGCCCGACCCCGCGGCGGCGGCAGCCGCCGCCAAUGCCCGCACCGCAACUCCCACGCCUGCCGUCGUGGACGCGGCGAUUGCGGUCAGCCUGCGCCCGGCGGGCUUUGGCCUGCCGCAGGAUGCCAUCCGGGAGCAUCUGGCUGGAGGCGCGGAUCUGGCGUCUGACGUGCGCGGCACGAUGGACCAACUGGCGGCGGACACGGAUCCCGACGGCGCAGAGGCGGCCAUGCGGCGGCUGCAGCCCAAGCAGGGCAGUGUGGACAUGGCGGACACGCCCGAGGGCCUGGCGGACGUGGAGGUGUCGUCCGUGGCGCCCGUGGCGGACUGGCUCAAGGACCAGGACGACAUCACCACGCUCACCUACGCCGUACUGACCGGCGGGCUGGUGGCGGCGGCGGUGUUCAUCUUUGACGUGUCCAUCCAGACCAUCCACGACCUGCCCGACAUCUUCUCCAGUGGCCUGGGCAUUGGCGGCGGCCGCAAGACCGGACUGGAGCUAUUCGGCAUGUCCAUUCCCUUCCGGUGUGUGAUGCCUGUGGCUGCCGGCUUCGCGGUGGCCUACCUCCAGAGCCUGGGCUUCAGCCCCGCGCUCAAGGUGCUCACGCGCGCCAUGGAGGGCGUCACGGACGACUCAGCCAAGGCCAUGCUGCCGAAGUCCUACUGGCAGGUGGCGCGCAAGGCCGCCGCCUCCGCCAUCACUUUGGGCAGCGGCGCCUCGCUGGGCCCCGAGGCGCCCAGUGUGGAGCUGGGAGCCAACACCGCCGCCGUCAUCGCGCCCAAGAACCUUAGCAAGCGCCGCCAGCGCAUGCUCAUCGCCGCCGGCGCCGCUGCCGGUGUGUCCGCCGCCUUCGACGCGCCCGUGUCCGGCGCCCUCUUCGCAGUGGAGUUCGUGCUCAAGUCCAGCCGCCUUGGCCUGGACCGCCUGUCCACCUCCACCGUGUUUGUGUCCACCUCCGUGGCGGCCGGCGUCAUCGGCUUCCUGCGCACACAGGGCCAGGCGCUGGGCAUUGCGGGCGCCGGCACCCACUUGGUGGGCCGCAUCCCCUACUUCUCCAUCCAGCCCAACCUGUUGGUGGACGUGGCGCAGUUCUCAGCACUGGGACUGGGCUGCGCGGUGGCGGCUGUGGCGCUGUACGAGGGCGUGCGCGUGAGCGAGAUCGCGCUGCGCCCGCUGCCGCGCUACCUGUCCGCCCCGGUGGCGGGCAUCAUGACGGGAGUCAUCGCGUACCGCUUCCCGCAGGUGCAGUACGGCUACGUGAACCUGGAGGAGAUCUUCCGCGACUCCACCGGCAUGUCCGCCGGCGACCUCACCGCACUGCUCACAGCCAAGAUCGUGGCCACCUCCGUCUGCGUCGGCGGCGGCCUGGUGGGCGGCCUCUUCGCGCCCUCGCUCUUCCUGGGGGCCCUGGUGGGCGACAUCAUGGGGCACUUCGUGGCGGAGCCCUGGGGCCUGCCCGACCCCACCUCGCUGGUGGUCGUGGGCGCGGCGGCGGUGCUGGGCGCGGCGUGCCGCGCGCCGCUGACGGCGAUUGCGCUGAUGGUGGAGAUCACGCGCGACACGGGGCUGCUGGUGCCGCUGCUGGCGGCCAUCGGCGUGUCCAGCCUGUUCACAGACUACCUGGAGGGCAUCUUCUCCAAGCGCCUGGAGCAGGCGCUGGUGGAGCUGUACCUGCGCGAGAAGGCGUUCUUCUGGGCCGCACACCUGGUGCCGCUGCCGGAGAGCGCAGGCGGCGCGGACGGCGCCAAGACCGUCGAGGACGUGCUGGGCACUCGCGCGCGGCUGUACGUGCGCCACACGCUGCCGCUGUCCCAGGCCAAGGCCGCCAUGGCUGCCAAGGGCAGCAGUGCGGCGGUGGUGGUGGACGACAACUUCUCGCCGCUGGGGGUGGUGUACCUGGAGGACGUAGAGGCGGAGCUCAUCCGGCAGCGCCUGCUCAACGAGCCGGACGCCAACUUCAACCGGGGGUGAUUCCCGACUUGAGCAGCUGUGUUCUCUGACAGGGGCACCCGUGUCCUGGGCGCUGGGCGGCAGCGGCGGGGCGUCAGCAGUGGAUGGCGGCAGUGGCUGAGCUGCGGAAUGUAUUGGGCGGCGCUGUCCGCGGGGGAGCGGGAGAGCGGGCGCAGCAGCGCCGUGACGCAGCACCCCAGGGGCCGGCCGGGCGGGCGCGACGAGGAAAGGGCUGCCCGCCGCUGGCGAGGGACAGCGGCGGCGGUGGCGGACAGGACGCCUGUCAGGGGCGGCGGAGGACGAUUGUUACGGGCAGAGGCGGCAGCUUCAGGGCUGCAGGGCCCGGAGCUGCAUCAGUCUUGGCGAUGCAUCUUGGACACGGAGAGCUGUGGUGCGUGCGCAGCCGUGGAGGCGCUGGAUCACACACGGGCGUGUACGGUUGUCAUUCCGGCCUCGACAUGUUGCAGCACGUGUCGCUGUUGGUCGAAUGUAGGCGAGCAGGUCACAGCAUGGGCCGACCAGGGCGUCAGCUCCAGCGCAUAUAGCAAUACCAGACCGGCGCUGCCUGGUUGCACGGUAUGGCAUCAUGGCAUCUCUGUCUUCUGGUUUGUAUGAAGAAAGCCACGGAAGGGCGCGUCGUUUGGCUGCGUGUGGUUUGGGGUAAACGGGGGGUGGGGUCCGCGACGCUCAUGUACGCGCCGGCAUUUCGUCCCGGCGCCACCGCGCGUGUCCUUGCGUGUUUUUGUGCGUUAUGGCCGAUGCAAAACUGGCAUUGGGUCAAGAGCAAAGAGAUGGGUGAGUGCGGGGGAGCGAGAGCGAGUUGGGGGAAGCGAGCUUUGUGAGACGAGGAGAGUCAGAUCCCGUGCGUCAGUCGUCCGACCGCCACACACGCGGCCGUUACACACGUGCGAUGUGCCAUCCAUCCCCGUGUGCGAGAUGCAGUUUUGGGAAGGGUAGUGGGAGCGGCGGCGAUAGGAAGGGCAAGAAUGGUUGCCUUUCAAGGUUUUGCCUCGAGAUACUUCUUCCGUGCAAUUAUUGCCAAUGCAUGCUAUUCUAUGCGCUUGGUGGCCAUGCUUGGCGAUGAAUACAACGCACGCACCCGCACGCGCACUUUGCAAGCAUGUAUGGAUGUGUGGGGGCAGCCAUGCAGUAGAGGAGUAGGCACCGGAGGAGGAGGAUGGUGAAAGGGCCCCGACGGCAAGCUUCCUCGAACACGACGUUCUUUAUUGGCGAAGAGAGAAAGGAUCUUGGGCCUGUGGGGACGCGGCGUAGGCGAGAGCCACGGAUGGCCUAAUACCGUGGGCACCCGUGGAGGGCAUUGUAGGGCAGAAGCGGUAGCUGAGUAAUUAUUAUGGUUGCAUCAGUGUAGACUUCGCGUUGCAGCAUAGCGCAGGAUGUGCGAUAGCCGAUAGGCGGUGCGGUCAUUCUGGCACGACUUCCCGUGAUGUGGGUCGGGCGUUGCAAUACCUGAGCUUAGUAAAGGGAUGUAGGCGGGAGGGGCUUACCCGUUGUAACUAGACACAUCG
Messenger RNA from Chlamydomonas reinhardtii, 4689 nucleotides. RefSeq lists its product as uncharacterized. Gene Ontology annotation, biological process: transmembrane transport; chloride transport. Gene Ontology annotation, cellular component: membrane. The transcript is spliced from 12 exons. Gene Ontology annotation, molecular function: voltage-gated chloride channel activity. Bases 311 to 3184 code for a protein of 957 amino acids. Lineage: Eukaryota; Viridiplantae; Chlorophyta; Chlorophyceae; Chlamydomonadales; Chlamydomonadaceae. The record is from RefSeq and is a predicted model, not a curated record.